Molecule: messenger RNA, 663 nt
Organism: Leishmania mexicana MHOM/GT/2001/U1103
Lineage: Eukaryota; Euglenozoa; Kinetoplastea; Trypanosomatida; Trypanosomatidae
Exons: 1
Coding region: 1-663 (220 amino acids)
Biological process (GO): transcription elongation by RNA polymerase II
Cellular component (GO): transcription elongation factor complex
Molecular function (GO): RNA polymerase II complex binding
Source: RefSeq, a predicted model, not a curated record
AUGGGCGGCAAGCGCAAGAAGUCCAACAACGGGCCAAUCAAGAAGGAGAGCAAGUACAAGAUCCCCACCCGCUUUGACUGCCCGUUGUGUGAUACGAAGGCCUCCAUUGUCGUCAGAAUUUUUCGUGCGACAAGCGAUGCCACGGUGCGGUGCCGCGUGUGCGGAGUAGGCGGGACGAAGCGGUGGAAUGUGCUGCGCCUUGAGAAGCCAGUGGACGUGUUUUUCCGCUUCCACGAGGCGCUCAUUCAGCGCGAUCACGUCGACCUGCAGCAGGUAGAGAUGGGUCGCGAGGCGAAGAUGAGCGUUGGCGCGCCCAAUGCGGACCUCGGUGGAAGCCAGAGAAGCAUGGGGAAGGAGGCGUACUCUCCAGGGGACGCAGCCGUGGCGGGCUGGGCUCGGCUCGGCUCCUCUGCUGCCGCCGCCGCAACCGCGUCAGGGAGCUCGCAUUCGCAGCACGUGAAGUCUCUAGGUGAGCUACAGCGCAAGCUGACUAUGCCAGCGUGGUCGGGUUUCGCCACGGCGCCGACCGCCUCGUGCGCCAUCGACCUCCGCGACGACUACGAGGGCGAGGCGGAAGGGGCGGCAGCCCACUACUUUGCUCCUCGUCAAGAGGUGCACGGCGCCGAAGAUGAGGAUGACGAGUACGACCAGCUGUUUCAGUGA